This is a messenger RNA of Diabrotica balteata, 1920 nucleotides long. The record is from the annotation of a GenBank genome assembly. NCBI's taxonomy places the organism in Eukaryota, Metazoa, Arthropoda, Insecta, Coleoptera, Chrysomelidae.
AUGGGGAGUUUACCAAAUUUGCAUGAGCUGGGAAAACCUCCUGGUGAAGAGCAGGGAUAUAAGCCAGGGCCGGCAUUGGGCCAUCUAUGCGGGGGAUGCAAUGGGGCCCUAACAGAGGUUGAAAAAACAAAAAUAUUACACAGGUUUUCUGGACAUAAUAGAAUAACAAAAGCAAGAAGUAAUCCUCAAGAAUCAAAUAGGAUAGUAUAUGAUGACUUCUUAGGAGAGAGCACUGCCAUCUCUCCAACCAGAUCCAGAUUUAAUCUUCAUUUACAGGGUGUAAGACGUAGAGACUCUAUUAAUAGUUCCAUUGGAGCUACAUCUGUUAGAAGACUGUUAGCUGUUGUCAGAGGUGGCAAUAGAAACGGGCCUACAGGUCGAAUAACUGGACCUGUGUACACAAAGAAAAUCCUAAUCGUGAACUUAGCAGUGAUAUCCAUUAGCCAUCUUUUUUCUUCGAUCGCAUUUUUACCAUUUUUGGUUUUACAAAGCUCCGUUUCCAUAUGGUAUAAUCCAGUUUAUAGUGAUGUUAUUAAUGUGAACAAGGGAUCUUACUUGGUUUCUGCUAGUUCAAUAAUAGCAGCUGGUUCAGCUUUAGUAGCCCCAUGGAUAUUAAGAAGGAUUAGUCCAACUGUGACGAUUGCAUCAUGCAAUGGUAUCAUGAUAAUCUUCUACCUAUCCCAUAUAUACAACGUAUUGUACGUGACAAUCCCAUCAUACAUUAUAUUGGGGCUUAUACAAGGAGCUCUGUCCUCUGCACAUAUAUCAUUCCUUCUGAGCCUUUCGCAUAAAAUAACUGGAUUAUUUCACGAAGAGGAUGAUGAAGGACGCACUGCCAGAAGGACGGUCGUUAUCCGAAGGGUAGCCAGGGCUUUUCAGGGUUCUCAUGAUUUUGGACUUAUAGUAGGAUCGGUCCUAUCAGCACUGAUAAUAACAUGUACUGUUAAUCUUAAAAACAAUUUACAAAAUAUUAAAAAUGUCACAGACUCAUCUCUGGAUUCAACGGUAUGUGCCGAAAAUUCCAGUUACCUUAUUCCACACUGCCAAAAUAACACAGAUUUCGGAUCGUCUAAUAAUAUCUACGACUACAGUGCUUUUUUAGAUGAUAUUUUUGAUACAACAGAAGACGGUAGACUUUGUGGUGCGCAGGCGUGCCCUGUUUCUAGUUCUUCUAUUAAUUCAUCUCUGAUAUUAGAGUCUGGAUUUAGUAUUUUACCAAGAAGAACUGCAGACGUGUUAGUUAUAGUAUAUGGAGCAAUGUGUGGUAUUGCAUUAAUGCUAGCAGUUUUUAGCUUUCAAAGAACAAAGAUGCUAGCUUAUCAGGAACCAAUGGAGAAAGGAGAAAUAAUUUCGGCUAUAAGGGCAGUUAAGGAAAGUUUUAGAGAUAUAAGACUGCAAAUGGCUGCCCCGCUAGCUGUUUUUAUAGGAAUUGAACAAGCAUUUAUGUAUGCUGGUUUUAGUAAGUCCUACGUAGUCUGCACAUUAGGAAUACACCGACUGAAUUUAGUAUUCUUGGCAAUGGGACUAUUACAAUCAAUAGCUGCGUGUACUCUUAGUGUUGGAUUUGCGUUUCAUGGUUGUCUCAUAAUGGUUUUAAUUUUAUGGAAUCCAAGUGAAGAUGAUCCAGCACUUUUUUAUGUGAUUUCUGCAUCAUGGGGAGUAUGUAAUGCUAUUUGGGAAAUGCUCAUUUUUACAUUUUUGACUGGCCAAUAUGCCGACAAUUGGGAAGCAGCAUUUGCCAACGCAAACUUUUUCAAAUUUUCAGGACUAUCAUUAUCUUUUCUACUUCAUGGCUUUUUGUGUAAUAUCUGGAAGUUAUAUUCACUGGCAUUUCUCAUGGUUAUAGCCGUCGUGUCUUUUGCUUGGUUGGAAGUUUGGAUGGAAAAUAUGAGAAAAGUUAAGAAUAUUUCAAGAUUAUGA